UGCUAUGAUGUUCCUGCUGGCAGAGCUUCAUUCGUGUAGACUGACCAGAGUCCACGAACACAGCCUGCCUUCAGCUCUCUUACACCAAAGGGAAAGACACACUCCCUACCAUUCUGUCACUGGCACAGGAGUCAUACCAUCAGUACAAUAAGGCAUUCCAGUUCUCUUGCACAUUCCAGCCUCUCCUCGUUGAGACAUGUCCCUCUACAACUUUGGGUUGGAGCCCCUGUCCUGUCAUGCCUGGAACAAAGACAGAACGCAAAUUGCUGUCAGUCCCAACAGCAAUGUGGUACACAUUUACCAGAAGAAGGGUAAGGAGUGGACCAAGAUCCAUGAGCUGACUGAACACAGUGGGCGUAUCACAGGUAUUGACUGGGCUCCGGAGUCCAACCGCAUUGUGACAUGUGCUUCGGACAGGAACGCCUAUGUGUGGUCCCUGAAAGAUGGGGCCUGGAAGCCCACUCUGGUGCUGGUCCGAAUCAACCGGGCGGCCACAUGCGUCAAGUGGUCUCCCCUGGAGAACAAGUUUGCCCUAGGGAGCGGGGCCAAGCUUAUCUCUGUUUGUUACUUUGAAAAAGAGAAUGACUGGUGGCUCAGCAAGCACAUUAAGAAACCCAUUAGUUCCACGGUCCUCAGUAUUGACUGGCAUCCCAACAACAUCUUGCUGGCUGCAGGCUCAGCUGACCUCCACUGCAGGGUGUUCUCAGCCUACAUCAAAGACAUUGAGGACAAGCCUGGACCCACCCCGUGGGGCGCGAAGAUGCCCUUUGGGGAGGUGCUGUUGCAGCAUAAGGACUGUGGAGGCUGGGUGCACAGCGUCUGCUUCUCCCCCUCAGGAGACAGCCUGGCCUGGGUUAGCCACAACAGCAGCAUUAGCGUGGCCGAUGCCCCACAAGGAAAAGAGGUCACACACUUGACUACUGAUCACCUACCUCUGCUGAGUGUUCUGUAUGUGAAUGAGACUGAGAUUGUGGCCGCGGGUCAUGACUGUUGCCCUUACCAGUUCUCCUACAAGGGACCAGGGGCGCUGGAGUUUGUAAAGAAGCUGGACAUCCCAAAGCAGACCUCCAAGAGCAGCGUGUCAGCCAUGCAGCACUUCCGCAACCUGGACAAGAGAGCAACGACUGAGGAGGAUGACAGCGAACUGGGAACCUUGCACCAGAACAGUAUCACGCAGCUUCGUAUUGUUGAGGGAGAGAAGUCUAAAGUGAAUAAAUUGAGUAGUGUUGGCCUGGAUGGAGCCAUGGUACUCUGGACUUUCAAGCACUGAAUGAAUGAACUCUGCAUUGGUGAUGAUGUCAUUUCACUGCUCCAAGUCUCCCUCUUUUCUGUGUUGAGCAACCCAAGAAAUUGCUUAAAAUGAGGGAACUGCUUAUAUUGGUGUUAGUUAGAUGUCAUUCAUUUUUGUACCUUUUUUCAUAAAUGCAGACUGUUAUAAACAAUAAACUGGCUACACACCA
Molecule: messenger RNA, 1460 nt
Organism: Alosa sapidissima (American shad)
Lineage: Eukaryota; Metazoa; Chordata; Actinopteri; Clupeiformes; Clupeidae
Exons: 11
Coding region: 197-1270 (357 amino acids)
Biological process (GO): Arp2/3 complex-mediated actin nucleation
Cellular component (GO): Arp2/3 protein complex; actin cytoskeleton
Molecular function (GO): actin filament binding
Source: RefSeq, a predicted model, not a curated record